AUGGCAUCGCUAGUAACCGCGAAGUAUGACUGGAUUUUGGCCAUUACCACCAUCGCUUUCGUGUUCAGUGCCUUCGGUAACGGUGCCAACGAUGUCGCCAACGCUUAUGCCACUUCCGUCGCAGCCCGAACGCUCAACAUGGCCACGGCCGGUGUCCUGGCUAUAUUCACCGAGUUCAUCGGCGCAGUAGCCAUGGGCAAACGAGUCACCGAUACAAUCAAGAACGGCAUCAUCGACAUCGACCGCUUCGAGGGCAAGCCUGGUGCGCUCAUGUUGGCUAUGGGCUGUGCAGAAAUUGGCAGCGCUACAUGGUUGAUGGUCGCCACUCGCAUGGGCUGGCCUGUUUCGACAACGCAGACUAUCGUCGGUGCCCUCGUUGGUGUUGGUUUUGCCUCCCAGGCUUCUAUCAACUGGGGCUGGUCAGAUGGCAGUGUCUCCCAGGUUGCUGCAUCUUGGGGUAUUGCCCCUCUCGUGGCAGCUGCGUUCUCGGCUAUAAUAUUCGGUACUCUCAAGUACAGUGUCCUUGAACGUCAAGAUUCAUUCAAAUGCGGCAUGCGUAUGAUCCCAGUCUACCUUGCAUUUACGGGAGCUAUCCUCGCCCUCUUUAUCGUCAUCGAAGCCCCCACAGCACCCUCAUUGGAAGAGUUCGGGGCUGGCAAAGCAGCCGGCAUCAUUGUGGGUGUGUUCGUCGGUUGUCUCAUCAUUGCCUAUGUCUUCUUCAGGCCAUAUUUCAUCCGCCGUCUCAUCCGAAACGAUCCCCGCGUCAAGUUCUAUCACCUCCCUCUCGGCCCCCUUCUGCUCACAGAAAAUCCACCGCUAUACUUCCCGGGAAAAAGCGAUGAGGUCGUGGUCAACUACUAUGAGGAUGCCUACGGGGAAGUGCAAGCCGGGCACAACGAUGAACACAAGGAAAAGUUCACAUCAAAUGCAGACUCUGUCGUGCCCACGCCGGAGAUUACAGCAAUGUCCAGUCCGUCACACAAAGGGGAUGACGAGGAGAAGAUCACACCGCAAAGCCAGCCACGGAAGAAGCAUCUCGAACCAACUGAACGUUUCAUCGAUCCUGUCCGACACCUCCCCUGGACAAACCCCCAGAAGGCAUAUGGUUAUCUCAAGUACAUUCUCCUUCAGGGCGUAACGCGUGAUGUGGUUUCACACGACUCGCCUGAGCUGCGGGCAAUCCACGCACGUGCCAACCGGUAUGAUGACCGCGUCGAACAUCUCUGGACAUACUGCCAGGUCGUGUCGGCUAUGAUGAUGUCAAUUGCACACGGCUCGAAUGAUGUGGCCAAUGCUGUUGGUCCCUGGUCUGCUGUGUACAGCACAUUCAACGCUGGAUUUGUCGACACUAAGACACCAACCCCGGUCUGGUUCUUGGUUGUUGCUGGUCUGCUGCUCGGUCUUGGAUUCUGGUUUUACGGGUACCAUAUCGUUCGUGCGCUGGGAAACAAGAUCACCCAGAUGUCCCCCACGCGUGGCUUCAGUGUUGAGCUUGGAGCAGCUAUCACUGUGAUGUUGGCUUCAAGGCUUGGCUUGCCCGUUUCCACGACGCAGUGCUUGACUGGUGCCUCUAUGGGCGUCGCUCUCAUGAACUACGAUCUUGGCGCCGUCAAUUGGAAGCAGCUUGGCUUUAUCUUUGGUGGCUGGGUCUUGACUUUGCCUUGUGCGGGAUUGGUUUCGGGGCUGCUUUGUGUGAUGGCAUUGAAUGCUCCUCAUUUGUAG
Messenger RNA from Penicillium samsonianum, 1722 nucleotides. Its product is annotated as inorganic phosphate transporter. The transcript has a single exon. Gene Ontology annotation, cellular component: membrane. NCBI's taxonomy places the organism in Eukaryota, Fungi, Ascomycota, Eurotiomycetes, Eurotiales, Aspergillaceae. Bases 1 to 1722 code for a protein of 573 amino acids. The record is from RefSeq and is a predicted model, not a curated record. Gene Ontology annotation, biological process: phosphate ion transmembrane transport.